Messenger RNA from Trichoderma citrinoviride, 504 nucleotides. RefSeq lists its product as hypothetical. Bases 1 to 504 code for a protein of 167 amino acids. Lineage: Eukaryota; Fungi; Ascomycota; Sordariomycetes; Hypocreales; Hypocreaceae. The transcript has a single exon. The record is from RefSeq and is a predicted model, not a curated record.
AUGGCCUCAAAAGCCUUCUUCGAUCCUGUGGUGGCUCUACGAGCCGCCCCCCUCAUCACAUCAACCUGCUCCCUCUGGUUCGCUUGGGAUCAACACUUCUUCCUACACCUCUUCAAUAAGCCCGAGCUCCGCGCCAAGAGUAACGACUUGCUGCCCACCUUCUUCCGCUACUUCUUCCCCGGCGGCGUCACCCGCGUCCUGGCCCUUCUUUCGCUGACGUUGUCCUCUUCUUUCGCCACUUGCUUCGUCAACCAUGACUCGCAUUGGGCGAAUGGGUCUCUGCGCUGGUAUACGGCUGGCAUCGCUUUAACCGCUAGCCAUCUCGCCUUUGUACCAGCUGUUGCGCCCAAAAUACAGGCUAUUAUCGAGGACAGUUCAAAGGGACAGAGCACCAAUGAUCUGGAUGGAUGGUUGAAGAUUCACACUUUGAGGAGUCUGACCGUUGAUUUGGCGGCGUGGGCUUGUUUUGUCGUUGCAACUGUACGAAAUCUUCAAGUUUCUUAG